AUGUCGGACGACCUUGAUCCCGACCCUUUGUCGUGGGACCUAACCUCUGCGAUCAGCCUUCUCAAUAGUCUGUCUAUCUCUAAAUAUGACUCGAGCGCAAUUUCCCUCCCACUCCCUCUCUCUGAAGAGCCGGAGGACUCCUCAGACCGAGAUUUAAAUCUUGGCGAUUUUUCCAAGAUUUGGAACUAUCUUGGCCACCCUACACCUCCAGAUGACAACGAACCCGCAAAACUUGUCAAUUACGAAGUCAAUGACGUUCUUGUGGGCGAGCUGGACCUCAAUCAAUUGAGUAAAGCAGUUCGUUGGAGAGAUGAGGUGGAUGGAGCUGAUCUAGAGGACAAUGUCGAGCCAAACAAACCUACUGCAGCCUCUCUCCGAAACAGAAAGCGCGCCGAGAGAAGAGCACGGGCGAAAGAGCGAGCCGAAAAACUCGGCAUUGGAAAGGAUCCCCCCGUCUCUGACACCACAGACCUCGAGUCCGGAGAAGAGCUCGAGUCGCUUCGUCGGCCCUCUGAUCGACAAGCUGUCAUUGACAGUAUCAUUGGACGACCUCGGCCGACUCCUGGCUACAACAGCUCUCCACCGACAUCACCAUCGCCACCCAAGGCCGAACCGCGAACCCCCAAACGCAACUGGCCGGUCUCUCACCCCUUUUUAUGGACUCCCACAGACGUCUUAUCCCCGAAACGUGUUUUCGUUGGUCCUCAAGAUGGCUUGACUCCUCGAGCGAGGAAGCAAGCUCUCAUUUCCGAGCUUAUGAAGCAAUAUCCGGAUGAAAAGAAAUACAUGAAGAAUUCAGGUCUCUUGGAGCCUGCAUUCCUCCCCUUGAAUGUUUCCAAAAUUGGCGUCCAUGUCUUCGUCGACAUUUCGAACAUCACGAUUGGCUUCCACGAUUGUUUGAAGCUAGCCAGAGGCAUGCUUCGCGAGACACGUCUCAAGCGGGUCCCGUUUUCAUUUCAUAACUUUGCACUCGUCCUGGAACGAGGCAGGCCUGCCGCGAAGCGUGUACUGGGAGGCUCUGAUACAUAUCCUACUAUAACUCAAGCCAAAUCACUUGGCUAUGAAACCAACAUCCUCAAACGAGUCACCAAGGCAAAGGAACUAACACCGCGACAAAAGAAAUACCGUUCAGGUGGGGAGACUAGUGGUUCUGAAACGAACAAUCCUGUCUUUGCACCUGAAAAAUGGGUCGAACAGGGCGUGGACGAAAUUCUGCACCUCAAGAUCCUGGAAUCUAUUGUCGACGCACAGAAGCCCAGCACUAUUGUCCUUGCGACUGGUGAUGCCGCUGAGGCGGAAUACUCGGGCGGUUUCUUACGCAUGGUGGAAAGAGCGUUGGAAAGGGGAUGGCUGGUGGAGCUCGUCAGCUUCAAACUCAAUACUAGCAGCCUCUACAAGAGAAAGGAAUUCCGAUCUAAGUGGGGACCCAUGUUUAAAUGGGUCGAACUAGAUCCUUUUGUUGAAUUUCUCAUUGAGGAGGAAGAAGAUUCUUGA
Molecule: messenger RNA, 1494 nt
Organism: Exophiala aquamarina CBS 119918
Lineage: Eukaryota; Fungi; Ascomycota; Eurotiomycetes; Chaetothyriales; Herpotrichiellaceae
Exons: 1
Coding region: 1-1494 (497 amino acids)
Biological process (GO): protein import into nucleus
Cellular component (GO): nucleus
Molecular function (GO): guanyl-nucleotide exchange factor activity; small GTPase binding
Source: RefSeq, a predicted model, not a curated record